AUGGUGGCAGAAAGAGAUCCCAAGCAAAACACUGCAAGUGCGGUUGUAGACGACGAUGAGCCAGAUGAAUGGNNGACAAGCGUAUCUUCAGCACUGGCUGCUCUGNUCGAAAACACACGUCUGAACGACUGCUUCUUCGAAAAGAAAGAUUGGAGACAGUGCAAGUCAGAGNNAUGGAAGAGUUUAAGCAAUGCUGGAAGAAGCAAGGCAAUGAUCGUAGAACCGAUCAGAAGAAUGUCUGAAAAGAUUGAGAGUUUG
Molecule: messenger RNA, 258 nt
Organism: Aureobasidium musti
Lineage: Eukaryota; Fungi; Ascomycota; Dothideomycetes; Dothideales; Saccotheciaceae
Source: the annotation of a GenBank genome assembly